Lotus japonicus is the source of this 1299-nucleotide messenger RNA. RefSeq names its product F-box/kelch-repeat protein KIB1-like. The transcript has 3 exons. Lineage: Eukaryota; Viridiplantae; Streptophyta; Magnoliopsida; Fabales; Fabaceae. The record is from RefSeq and is a predicted model, not a curated record. Bases 1 to 1299 code for a protein of 432 amino acids.
AUGGAAGCAGCUGGUGUUGGCGGAGAUGCAGCGGAUCCGAUGGCAAAACCACCAGUGUUGGUGGAAACAGUGGCAACAGACGAUGGUCUUAGUAGUAGAGAAUUAUGGUUGAGGAUGGACGGGAAUAUGGUGAAACUCACAAGACCAGACUGGUCUAUGAUGCUAUCCGAGAUCCUAGAGCAGAUUUGGAAGAGAAUGACAAUUCCACAUCAAGCUCAAGUAAGCACCGUGUGCAAAAAGUGGUAUUCUUCUACCACCAACAAGGCUAGCAUUUGGACUCCGGAUAUCCCUUGGCUCCUUGCUGAUGAAGACAACAGUUCACAUUAUAGGCUUUUCAGUGUCAUACUUGGAAAACCCUUCUUUAUCCCGAAACCAUUCACUCCUAUGGAUUAUUAUGCCUCAAUUAUCGGAUCCUGCAAGGGAUGGUUAGUCAUUGAAUCUGGAGAUGAAAUAUUUAUUCUGAACCUCUUUUCUAAAGUUCGUAUUGAUCUCCCUCCAGCUAUGAGCUCAAAACCUGGUAUUCGCGUGUCAACACCUUUAUUUUUCACGAUGUCGACGUGUGCCAUGUUGAAUCCCAUCACCGUUGCAGGUAUCACAUUUGAUUCAAACCUAAUUUGGUGCAACAUUGGAGACAAAGAAUGGAAAGGCUACAUAAGCAAUGAAAAAUAUGGUAAUAUUGCAUUUCACAAUGACAAACUUUAUGCCAUUAACAAAGAUGGUAACAAGGUUGACAUAUUCCGUUUUGAUAAUGACAAAGAUGAACUCAUUCACCAUGAUACUAUAUGUGCUACCAUCCCAACUGUGAGUCUAUCAGAUACAUUCGAUGUUUAUUUGGUGGAGUCUAAGGGAAAUAUUUUGGUUGUCAAGAGAUACUCUGACACUGUAAGCAUUAUUGACAAGACCAUUGGCUUUGACAUUUUCAAGGUACAAGAAAGAAGUACUAAUGGUGAUCAUUCACCCCAUCUGCUUGUCAAUGUGGAUAGCUUGGGAGAUCAAGCCUUGUUUGUCAGUGAUUUUUUUUGUGAAUCUCUUUCGGCUAACAAUUGUCCACAGCUUCGAGGAAACCGCAUAUACUUCAUUGGCGACUUUGAAAACGGUUAUCAAGCUGAAUUAGGAACCUUUUUGGUUGAUGAGGCGAAGAUCGCUAGGGAGUUAAUUCGUCAGAGUUCCGCCAAUUCUCCCAUUUGGCUCUGGCCUAGGACGUUUUCAUGUUUCAUUAAAGUAAGGAAUAAAGGGUGCAUACUUGGAUGCCCACAAAUUCAAAUGAGUGUAGGCUACAGGAGUGAAGUGUACCAAUAA